CCUGCCUCAGUCAGCACCACGGACAGCGACCCUGCCAGCUCUCUGCAUACACUGCUAACGGCGCCUCCUGCACACACUGAUACACACACACACACACACUGAUACACACUCACAGCGGGCCCCCAGGGGCAGGGCAUGUUCAUUUUGUAAUGACUACCAGCUAAUACAGCAUAAUCUACGAUCAUGUUACUGCGGCAUUGACAGCUUAACAGCAGAGGGCAGGAUGCAGGCUUUCCUACAGACACCCCCUCGCCUUUUAUUUUUUUAGUUUCUCAGCCACCGGAAAGAUCCCUUUAUUUUGGGUUUCACCAACCAACAUGCCUCCGUCGACUCGUCUCGGGCUUCUCUCAGGGCGGAGUGGCUCUAAAUGAUAACAGAUGUGAUGCACGUCUGGCAAGGAGCACGUCUUGGUUGAGGGUCUCUGCAGAGCAAGGUAGUGAAAUCUCUUCCUCUUCCUACUCCACGCCCUGUCAUUAUCACCAAGAGCUCCACCAGCACCAUGUCCCCUCCAGCAUCGGCUGCGACAGCGAGUGAAAGCAGUACGACCACCGUAUUCGAGGAGGACACCAGGGAGGAGCAAAGACCCCUGAAGCAAUCUCUGAGCAAGUCACUUUGCCGGGAGAGUUUUUGGAAAUGCCUCCUCUUGUCCAUUCUCAUGUACGGCUGCAUGGGAGCGAUGGUUUGGUGUCAUGUCACCAAGGUGACCCGCCUCACCUUUGACAGUGCCUUCAAAGGGAAAUCCAUGAUGUACCAUGACAGUCCCUGCUCUGACGGCUAUAUCUACAUCCCUCUGGCUCUACUGGGCAUGCUCUAUUUAGUCUAUCUGGUGGAGUGUUGGCACUGUCAUGUGAAGAAUGAGCUGCAGCACAAAGUGGAUGUGGAGGGCAUCUACGAGCGCAUCCAAAGGAUGCAGCAAGCCAAACCCUGCAUCUGGUGGAAGGCCAUCAGCUAUCACUACGUUCGCCGAACACGACAAGUCACACGCUACCGGAAUGGAGACGCUUACACCAGUACCCAGGUUUACCAUGAACGUGUCAACACUCAUGUGGCAGAGGCUGAAUUUGACUACGGUCACUGUGGUGUCAAGGAUGUUUCAAAGCAGCUGCUGGGCUUGGAGAAGUCUGCUCUUACUAAGAUGCGGUUCACCAAGUGCUUUAGUUUUGCCAAUGUAGAGUCAGAGAAUUCCUACCUUACACAGCGAGCAAGGUUUUUCACCGACAAUGAGGGCCUUGAUGACUACAUGGAAGCCAGGGAGGGCAUGCACCUGAAAAACAUUGACCUGAAGGAGUAUGUCAUGGUGCUGUCCGACCCGGACCACCACCCCUGGUACCUGUCCCAUUACGUCUUCUGGUUUGCCUCACUCCUCACGUUCUCCUGGCCUCUCAGAGUCUUCACAGAGUAUCACACUGCAUAUGUCCACUAUCGUGUUGAGAAGCUCUUUGGGCACGAUUACCUCCCCGUGACCCCAUGUGAUGAUCGGCCAUAUUGGCGUCGCAUCCCUCGUGUUAACACCAUUGACAGUACAGAACUGGAAUGGCACAUUCGUUCCAACCAGCAACUGGUGCCCAGUUACUCAGAGGCUGGCCUGAUGGACCUGGCCCAGUGCCCGACCAGCUUCAGCGGGAUACGUCAGAAUUGUGAACGCUGCCACAGAGCCAUCAGCUGCUCCUCUGUGUUCUCCAGGAGUGCCCUCAGCGUCUGUACUGGUGCCAGCUCCCGCAUACCCUUCAGCAGCAGUCGCUUCUCCUUGGCGCGACGCUACGGCUCCCAGCGCAGCUGCUUCUGGAGGAGUGGCAGCUUGGAUGACCAGGAGAGUCCCAGCGAGAACACCCGCUGUCUCUCAGAGCGCCUCACCACAGAUGAUGAGGAACCCCCAGACUAUGAGGACGCACUUUGCUACCCAGUGCUCAUAGUUCACUGUAGCGAGAAUUGCCACAACCACAGAUCUUUCCACAGAAAUGGCUCCUGCGUGGAGACUUCCUUAUGACUAUGCAGUCACUGACAGUGGCAUGUCUGUAGCAUACAAACACUUUGCACAUCAGAAACAAGAGUGUGUAAACAUGUCUUAAUGUGAGAUACACAGAUCUGUGCUGUAUUGUCAUACUAUCUGCAACAAAUGCCUGAAUCCUGAAUGUGUGAAUCACCAAAGCAAUAACAGUGAUUAGUGAGUGGAGAACAAUGCUAUUGUGGUAUGUGAACCUCCGAGGAUACACGCACGUGGACAAAUUAUAUCUGCCUGGCUUCCAGUGAAAACCAAGCAGACACAGACUGUUACACUGUACAUCAUUGCCAUACCUUUUAAGGUCUCAUAUGUACCGUACAUGUGAAACUGAAGCUGCAGUUACCUCAUACGACCCUUUCAGAGGCCACGAAGAAGACGGGCAGGUUAAACACCUCAUUUAUUCAGUGAAAUCUCAGUAACGCAAACACUGACCAGUCAGAUAACUACAGCAAUAACUGUGAAAAUAAAUAUCCUUAUAAGUGAAAAAGUAAAAGGAGGAACAUCAGUGAAGCGUGUCGGCUUAUGCAUGUCACAAAUAGACAAUAGUCAACACGGAAACCUGCCGACCAAAGAGACAAAGGAACUCUGGAUUCUCUCACUCACUGUUAUACCAAUCUAUAAUGUUUGAAAACUUACAUUACUUGUGUAAAGUGUUGUAAUUUGACUUUGUACCUACUUUUUUUAUCAACAUGCCUCAUGUAUUUCUACUUCAGUUAGUGACUUUCUGCAGAAUGCCUUGUGACGAGUGCAGAAAACAGGUACGAACUCACUUUCAGCUGUGGGGUUUGUUAGUAGGUGAACAGUGACAUAAAGAGAGUAAAAACAGCUGUUUUAACUGAGAUCAAAAAUGGAUUGUGUCCUUGUCCUCAGAGCAAACCUGUCUUUGUGGUUACAUUACAUUCUGUUCUAUUGAGGCUGCUGUGGGAUGGAGAAUUUGAUAUAGCUGAUAUAUAGCUUCUUCUACAAUGGAUUUCUCACUGUUGGACUGUUGACUGUUGGUGCUAUAUGGCAGCUCCAGAGAGAAACGUACUUUUCUUUUGGAUGUUGACAGACUUUCACCUAAAUCUGAUGUUUACAGCUGAUGUUUUGAAACGUUUUGUCCGACAAACCUCCGCUGGAAUUCUCUAAGUGUGAUGACGCAUUGUCAUAGUUUGGAUGCUUUAAUUGUUAAAGAACCAGUGUGUAACAUUUAGGGGGAUUUAGUGGCAUUCUGCAGUGAGGAUUUCAGAUUGCAACCAGCCGAAA
Messenger RNA from Epinephelus lanceolatus (giant grouper), 3247 nucleotides. RefSeq names its product transmembrane protein 151B-like. The record is from RefSeq and is a predicted model, not a curated record. Lineage: Eukaryota; Metazoa; Chordata; Actinopteri; Perciformes; Serranidae.